This is a messenger RNA of Arachis stenosperma, 1155 nucleotides long. RefSeq names its product bidirectional sugar transporter SWEET3b-like. Lineage: Eukaryota; Viridiplantae; Streptophyta; Magnoliopsida; Fabales; Fabaceae. Gene Ontology annotation, molecular function: sugar transmembrane transporter activity. Gene Ontology annotation, cellular component: membrane. Gene Ontology annotation, biological process: carbohydrate transport. Bases 150 to 938 code for a protein of 262 amino acids. The transcript is spliced from 5 exons. The record is from RefSeq and is a predicted model, not a curated record.
ACCCUUAUAAAUAGAGCAUCUUGAAUGAAGUUCUAAGCAGUGUAACAAAAAUCUUUACUUCUAUUUUGUAUAACAAAGCUUCAUUCAUUUCAUUUCUUUGUUAUCUCUCUGAUCUCACACAAACAAUCAAGAAGAAAUUAAACAAAAACAUGUCAGAAACUCUUCGUAUGAUUGUUGCUGUUGUUGGAAAUGCUGCUUCUGUAGCACUUUAUGCUGCACCAACUGUAACCUUCAAGAGGGUGAUAAGGAAGAAAAGCACUGAGGAUUUCUCAUGCAUUCCCUACAUCAUAGGACUCUUGAAUUGUCUCUUGUUCACAUGGUAUGGAUUGCCAAUUGUGAGUUACAAGUGGGAAAAUUUCCCUCUUGUUACUGUUAAUGGAGUUGGGAUUGUUCUUGAGUUCUCCUAUGUUGUCAUCUAUUUCUGGUUUGCUUCUUCUAAGGGAAAGGUGAAGGUGGCAAUGGUGACAAUACCAGUUCUUAUACUGUUCUGCAUAGCUGCUGCAGUUUCAGCUUUUGCAUUUCAUGACACUCAUCAAAGAAAGUUGCUUAUUGGAAGCAUAGGUUUAGGUGUUUCUGUUGCCAUGUAUGCUUCUCCUCUUGUUGCCAUGAAACAAGUCAUAAAAACCAAGAGUGUGGAGUUUAUGCCUCUACCAUUAUCUUUGUGCUCUUUCUUGGCUGGUUCACUAUGGAUGACUUAUGGAUUCAUGAUUCGCGAUAUAUUUGUUGCGGGACCAAGUGUGGUUGGAGUGCCAUUGGCCAUACUCCAAUUAGUUCUCCACUGCAAAUACCGGAAAAGGAGGGUUUUGGAGGUACCAAACAAGGAGGGAAUGGAAGAAAAUGGUAACUUUGAGAAAGUGGAUUUGGAAAAGGGAAGCUUGGAAAUGAAUGAAGUGGAAAUCAAUGUGACAAAUCAAAAGAACAAUGGAGACAACUUGUGAAAAAACAAAUGUUGAAAACAUGGUAGGGUGAUGACGGGUUUUCAGAAAAGUUUCUACUUAGAUUCUGCCUUUUUAAUGUUCUUUUCUUCUUUCUUUCUUUCUUUUUUUUUCCUUCCUUCUUUUUUGUAUUAUUGUUAUUAGGGGUAAAAAUGGUGUUAGCCAUGGAUGUAUUCAUCACAUAAAGAUCAGUUAACACUUAGUUCUUUCUUGUUUACAA